AUGAACAAUUAUCAAGCAAUGCUGUCCAUCCUCGACGGCAAGUGCCAGGAACGCUCGCUAUCUGGUAGAGAUGUUCCUAACACUUUGUGGGACGUUAUGCUGGCGUGCUGGCGCUUUGAGCCGUCUCGGCGUGCUGAUGCUCUUACGGUGCAACGCCAGCUCGAGGGUGUCGAUCUUUCUGGCUAUGUCGAGCCACUCCCACCUUCAAAUCCCGGCGUCAGCACAUCUACAGACUCACUACCAUCUUCUGAAUCAGCUCCUACUCCCCUCGAUGCAGCAGUGUUCAAUAAGUCAUUGCCACCUCCACCCACCGAGGAUUCUGCCGCAUCGACUGCCGGCGAGCCUCCGCUAUCGCCUUUGCUAGUACUAACAGUUUCAAACCUCCCUAUGCCAGGCCGUAGCUCAACAUGGCGUCAUCCAAGCGGCGAUGGCGUCAUCCAAGUAAACAGUAAGGAUGCCGAUUAUACGCCCCCCAGUACACCGGAGGAAAUAGAUGUCGCCGCCAAUGGAUCAUGUAACAAGGAAUUGUCGCAGGAGUAUUGGCGUCUCGAACCAUCUAAGAGUGCCGAUGCUCUCACAACGCAAUCCCAGCUUGAGGCUGGCGACCCAUCUUCACCUCCUGCUCCCGACACCGACAUAUCUGCUGACUCCUCGCCGUCAUCUGAGUUGACACCUACUCCACCCGGUACCAAAGGGUUUAGCAAGGAAUUGCCGCCUCUGCCCGCCGCGAAUUCUGCUACAUCUACUGCUGACAGACUUCAAGUUUCGUCGACUCCAUCGACCUCGCGAAGGAUAUCCAUUUCCCAUAUGCCUGAUCACAGUUUGACAUGGCCUCCUUUGACACCCAAUGAUUCAACCGUAGGCCUUUCUACUCCGCCGAUGACAUACAUUUUCCAUGUGCCAGACUACAUUCCCGCGCGACCUUCGAGUUCCGUACCCCAGGGUCACUCGCCCUUACUAGUCGAUGCUGCAGUAGCUCGCUCGACCGAGACUUGGUCGCAGGACCUUCGUGGCUUAUUUGAGCACGCUAAAGACUACUACCCUAACGUUGUAUGGAGGAUCGCUGACGGCUCCAUAGCGAAGGUAUGGGGUCAUUCUGCUAUUGUCUGGGCUCGGGUACCGUUGGCUCUACAGGAGAGAUAUUUUCCGUGGAUAUUACCUUCAACACCGACUGCCUCCCCUGUGCGGAUCAAUAUAACUGGAAAUAAGGGGGACGCAUUCGAACGCCUGUUUCACAACAAGUAUCGCGGCAUCACGCAUAUAGAAGGGGAUCUGAGAGACAUGCUGCGACAAGAUCUCCUCUCCAUGUGGCGUUGCCAUCUCCACUCGGAUAUUCGUAUCGCUAUCGUUGCAACAGGUUUCCCUGACAGCUCAGAGAAACAAACUGACACUGUUAUGCUUCCUGCGCACCGAUUCAUGCUUGCGUCUCGAUCGUCCUACUUCCACGAGCAGCUUCGGAAGAUUGAACGGGUAUCCGGCGAAUUUACACUCAACCUGCCAUCGCCGCCAUUCACGUCGCUCUCCAUUUAUUUUAUUCUCGGAUGGAUCUACACCGGCACACUAGCCUUUUCGGAUCAGCAAUGGGAUCUCGCCAUUGCAUUCGAUAUUAUGCGAUGUGCGAUGUAUCUACAUAUCGAUGCUCUGUAUGACGAAAUCCAAGCGCGCGUCGUGAUGGAUAUGAUGCACGGGUUCUUCUAUCCCUUCCUCCUCUUCAGCGAAUACGACAGUAUCACCGGCAAUGCAUGGGGGGCGGUCGGAUGCAAGUGUAUCCCGUGUAUGCAACGCGCACCCCGCAUCCUCGAUUUCUCCCUGGAGGACGAUGUGAAGAAUUCAUAUCUCGAACGCGGUGCGCGCCGUGCCCUCACUGCAUAUUUCGGCGAGGGAUGGUGUACCACGGAGUUUGUACACUUGUCGCCGGAAACUCGUCUGUCUAUCCUUGAAGAGCUCACGAAGCAUAUGACACCGCUUAACGUGUUUCCGCUCCUGUACUCCUUCCACGCCGGCAUCAAGAAAAUCGAGGGGGUCGAGGAACCUUGGGCAGAUGUUUCGCGGGAAUUGCUGCUUACUGCCGCUAGUAAAAUCAGUCAAGUCCUUUGUGACCAGUCGGCAGAGUGCUUCCAGCAGGAGAAGUGGCUUGACCUCAUGGAUGCAUACGGUGAAGAUGUGGAACGCGACAAGAAGCUGGGACAGAUCACAAGUGCCAUCCGACGCGGGCUGAAUGACUCAAAUGCUUCAAAGCUCUACCAAUCGAUGCUGUCACACCCUGGUGCGACCCCGUACGUCCGGACGCAAGUCGAGCAAACCGCUGAGGGUAUACUAGGCUGGGUUUGCUCUCUCCUCAAGUCAUCUGGCAAGCGACUGAAUGCAUUGCGUGCAGGAGUCGAUACAAGUGACGAAGAACUAUUCCACCUUCUGAACCAAUCUUUUGCGGUAAAAAACAAUAAGGCGCGUCGGCGCUUCGGGCGUAGUAAAGUCUCUCGUGAAGACGCUAAGAUCCCAUGA
Molecule: messenger RNA, 2502 nt
Organism: Phanerochaete carnosa HHB-10118-sp
Lineage: Eukaryota; Fungi; Basidiomycota; Agaricomycetes; Polyporales; Phanerochaetaceae
Exons: 5
Coding region: 1-2502 (833 amino acids)
Molecular function (GO): protein binding
Source: RefSeq, a predicted model, not a curated record